Messenger RNA from Ipomoea nil (Japanese morning glory), 2137 nucleotides. Its product is annotated as probable receptor-like protein kinase At5g15080. Lineage: Eukaryota; Viridiplantae; Streptophyta; Magnoliopsida; Solanales; Convolvulaceae. The record is from RefSeq and is a predicted model, not a curated record. The transcript has 6 exons. Gene Ontology annotation, molecular function: ATP binding; protein kinase activity. The coding region runs from base 500 to 1906 and encodes 468 amino acids. Gene Ontology annotation, biological process: protein phosphorylation.
CUUUGGAACUGGUCAGCAUAUUUGAGUCUUUUGUUGAGAUUUCAAUUUCAAUUAUCUUUGGGGGAAGCAGACAUUUUCUUUCUGGGGGGCACUUUUGAAGUGGGGGAUACCAGCUUUGCCUUGGCACUCACUGUUUGUAUGAUGUGUUGUGUUCUCUUCCUUUUUCUCUUCUCCUCUUCUUCUCAGAGGUUGGUAGGUCAAUCAAGACUCCACAAAGGCACGUGAUCUGAAUCCACCCACACUUCGAAUGCCAGUUUUCCUUCGUUUCCAGGCCUGGGUCUGAGCUAUUUCUCACAGAGAAGUGAGUUUUCUGUUUGGGAGAGAGUGAUACAAGGGUUUUCUGAAAGUGGGUUAUUCAGCUUUUGACCUGAUUUUGGAGGAAAAGUAAAUUCUAGUUGAAAAAAAGUUUUGGGUUUUGGCUUGAAGGGUUGAUGAAUUGGGGUUUGGGUUUUUAGAGGAUUUUGAUGAUAUCUGAGUUUGAGUUUAGGGUUUGUGAAAUAUGGGAUUAGGGGGUGAUGAUUCAAAAAGGAGGAGUAACAAAGAGGUGGUAGGGUCUGGGGAUUUGGGUGGGAGUUGGAUUAAGUUGAGGUUCAUUACUUGUUGUAUUUCUUCAAGUUCAAGAUCUAAGGUUGAUACCUCUAUCAGUGGCAUCACUACUUCUCACUGUGAAAGUAAAUGCGCAAAUGAUACGAGUGUAGACCAGCCCGCUGCUCCCGUAAUUUCUUCGACUGCUACCAGCAUUGCGGAAAGCAAUUCGUCUACCUCCAAACUCGAAGAGGAGCUUAAAAUCUCGUCUCGGCUUCGGAAGUUCACGUUUAAUGACCUGAAGUUGGCAACGAGGAAUUUUAGACCCGAAUCACUUCUUGGCGAAGGAGGUUUCGGCUGCGUAUUCAAGGGGUGGAUCGAGGAGAAUGGCACAGCGCCAGUCAAACCGGGGACGGGACUUACUGUAGCUGUGAAAACUCUGAAUCACGAUGGGCUUCAGGGUCACAAAGAGUGGCUGGCUGAAGUGAAUUUUCUCGGUGACCUCGUUCAUCCUAAUUUGGUGAAACUGGUUGGUUACUGUAUCGAAGAUGACCAGAGGCUUCUGGUUUAUGAAUUCAUGCCCCGAGGAAGCUUGGAAAACCACCUAUUUAGGAGGUCUCUGCCUCUUCCUUGGUCUGUUAGAAUGAAAAUUGCUCUCGGUGCUGCUAAAGGGCUUGCUUUUCUUCACGAGGAAGCACAAAGACCAGUCAUAUACCGUGAUUUCAAAACAUCCAACAUCCUAUUAGAUGCUGAUUACAAUGCCAAACUUUCUGAUUUUGGACUUGCCAAAGACGGUCCAGAGGGCGAUAAGACACAUGUCUCUACUCGUGUCAUGGGAACCUACGGUUAUGCAGCACCAGAGUAUGUGAUGACAGGACAUUUGACAUCAAAGAGUGAUGUCUACAGUUUUGGUGUAGUUCUUCUUGAAAUGAUUACAGGUAGACGAUCAAUGGACAAGAACCGGCCUAAUGGGGAACACAACCUAGUGGAAUGGGCACGGCCACAUCUGUGUGAAAAAAGAAGGUUUUAUCGGUUGAUAGACCCCCGGCUUGAGGGUCAUUUCUCCAUAAAAGGCGCCCAGAAAGCUGCACAAUUGGCUGCUCGGUGCCUUAGUCGGGAUCCAAAAGCUAGACCGAUGAUGAGUGAAGUCGUUGAAGCCUUGAAGCCGUUGCCAAACCUGAAAGACAUGGCGAGCUCGUCCUACUAUUUCCAGACCAUGCAAGCUGACCGGAUCGCGUCCAGCCCGAACACUAAAAAUGGCAUUGUGUUCUCGAAGAACGGACAGCAAAACCCGAGGAGCCUUUCGAUACCGAAUGGUUCUCAUGCUUCACCGUAUCGUCAGUUUUCCCAGAAUUCACCUAAACCAAAUGGUAAAGCAUAGAAUUGUGAGCAGUCAACCCCCACCCUUUUUCUCCCAUUCUUUUUCUCUCCCUUGAGAUUAUGAAAAUAUAUUUUGUUGGCUCAUUGUCCAUGGACCACUAACAAAGGAAAAAAAAGAACAGGUUAUAUUAAGUUACUGCUAGUUUGAGAGUGGUAAAAAAAACAAUGUAAUUUAAACAGAGCUGAUGUGAUGUCCAUGGAGUAAAUAUUUCAUUUCAUUUCAUUGUGUUUA